AACAAAUAGAUAGAUAUAAUGAAUGGCCUGUAAAGGAAAGAGACAAAAUGAUUGAUUCCCUUCUCUGGGUUCAAAUAAGGCCAAUGCCCAUGAAGACAAAACCUACAGUAUUGGCUAUUCAACCAAUGCCUCAAGCUUGUUCUAUAUAUGGCAUGAUAAGGAAACUGCAUUUGAAAACAUCUAGAAGUGGAACAGGGAAAAUCAAGAAAGAAAAAAAUGAGCAAGCCGCAUAUUGUAGCUAUUCCUUAUCCUGCACAAGGGCAUGUAAUUCCCUUGAUGGAGUUUUCACAAUGCUUAGUUAAUCAUGGUUUCAAAGUCACAUUUGUGAACACAGAGCAUAAUCACAAGCGAGUCGUGAAUGCCUUGGCUGAUGAAAGUCAUAUAAGUAGGAAUCAGCUCCAUCUAGCUUCACUUCCGGAUGGCUUAGAACCCUGGGAGGACAGGAGUGAGCUAGGGCAGUUAACUGAAGCAUUAAAAUGGAUCAUGCCUGGGAAGUUGGAGGAGCUCAUAGAAAAUAUCAACCAAGGGGAAGGUGACAAAGUCACUUGUGUCAUUGCUGAUGAGAAUUGUGCCUGGGCCCUGGAAGUAGCAGAAAAAAUGAAACUCAAGCGGGUUGCCUUUUGGCCUGCAUCAGCUGCAGCGUUGACGUUGAUUUUCGGUAUCCCAAAGUUAAUUCAUGAAGAAAUCAUUGACAAUGAUGGAACUGUAUUGAAAAGCAAGAAUGUUGACUUGGGACCAAACAUGCCCACCAUGAACACUAAAGACUUUGUGUGGGCAUGCAUAGGUGACUUCACCACUCAGAAAAUGAUAUUUGAGGUAAUGUUAAGAAUCAACAGGACUCUGAAACUGGUAGAAAGGCUUGUUUGCAACUCAACAUAUGACUUUGAGCCAGAAGCAUUCACCUCGGCCCCUGAAAUUUUACCAAUAGGCCCACUCUUGGCAAGCAACCGGGUCAGAAAUUCAGCAGGCUCCUUUUGGCCACAAGACUCAACUUGCUUGCAGUGGCUGGAUCAACAGCCACUCAACUCAGUCAUCUAUGUUGCAUUUGGCAGCUUCACAGUUUUUGAUCAAACCCAAUUCCAAGAACUGGCUCUGGCUCUUGAGCUAUCCCAAAGGCCAUUCCUCUGGGUUGUAAGGCCAGAUACUACUGACAAGACAUGUGAUCCAUACCCAGAAAGAUAUCAAGAGCGUGUAGCCUCUCGCGGUCUGGUGGUGGGUUGGGCAUCUCAGCAAAAGGUUCUAGCUCAUCCUUCUAUUGCUUGCUUCUUAAGCCACUGUGGUUGGAACUCUACAAUAGAAGGUUUAAGCAAUGGGGUUCCUUUCUUGUGCUGGCCAUACUUCGCUGACCAGUUCCUUAAUGAGAGCUACAUUUCUGAUGUUUGGAAGGUGGGGUUGAAGUUCAGUAAGAAUGAAAAAGGGAUCAUAACUCAAGGAGAAAUCAAUAACAAGUUGGAGCAACUGCUUGGUGAUGAAAAUUUCAAAGCAAGAGCUUCCAAACUCAAGGAAUUGGCCAUGACCAGUGUCAAAGAAGGGGGCCAAUCCAACAAGACCUUUAAGAAUUUUAUUGAAUGGAUCAAAUCGUAAGCAAGCAAGUGGCCUAUCAUUUGGUUUCGUCUACUCAAAAUUCAAGUUUUUUAAUUUUUUUUAAUUUUUUUUAAUUUUUUUUAAUUUUUAUAAUAGAAGCAUUAUUAGAGAAGGGGGAAUCAAUCCUAGAACCUCGAGUGCAGAGGUAAUUACUGCUGCUUGAGCUACAAGCCCCUUACCUCAAAAUUCAAGUUUGAAGUUUAAGAGUGCACCAUAUGAUAUGUCAAGAUUUAUAUGUUUCAGCUGUAAGACAAUAACUUGUCUUACAUGAUUAUGGGUUUCUAAUCCUAUAAUGAUUCGGCAAUUUACACUGAUC
This is a messenger RNA of Prunus persica (peach), 1900 nucleotides long. Its product is annotated as UDP-glycosyltransferase 83A1. The record is from RefSeq and is a predicted model, not a curated record. Gene Ontology annotation, molecular function: UDP-glycosyltransferase activity. NCBI's taxonomy places the organism in Eukaryota, Viridiplantae, Streptophyta, Magnoliopsida, Rosales, Rosaceae. The transcript is spliced from 2 exons. The coding region runs from base 217 to 1584 and encodes 455 amino acids.